Opisthorchis viverrini is the source of this 1362-nucleotide messenger RNA. RefSeq lists its product as hypothetical. Lineage: Eukaryota; Metazoa; Platyhelminthes; Trematoda; Opisthorchiida; Opisthorchiidae. The transcript is spliced from 3 exons. The record is from RefSeq and is a predicted model, not a curated record. Bases 48 to 962 code for a protein of 304 amino acids.
GGCUGGUGCAUCGCGCAGGCGGCAGGUUUCUGCAACUGAGCUUCGCAAUGGCGAUUGUUUGUGCAGGCUGUGGUGACCCUAUUGUUGAACGCACUCUCUUGAAUGCCUUGGACAGAUUCUGGCAUACCGGAUGUCUAAACUGUUCUUGCUGUGGAUUACGUCUAGAUGAACUGGGACCGUCAGUAUUUGUCCGUUCAGAUAUGCUUCUUUGCAGACAAGAUUAUCUCAGACUUUUUGGAUUGUCUGGAACCUGUGCAAAGUGUAGACAGAAAAUCCCACCAGAUGAGUUGGUGAUGCGUUGUCAAGAAAGUGUGUACCACGUGCGGUGUUUUUGCUGCUUCCAUUGUCAUGCCCAGUUGAAUCCAGGUGACAAAGUCUGUUUGGUCGAGGGCAACCUCUUUUGUGAACUGGAAUUCCCCCAACUCUUUUCCACCACUACUGUUAAAUGGUCCCCAACCAUGAAGCCACCAAACCAAGCCAUCUCCAAUUUGUUGAUGACCUCUACUAAUCAGACAGAUUUGCUGCGCAAUCUCGUGCAACACCAACAGCAACAAGAUCUCAAUACGAAACCGGCGCUAUUUGUAAGGUCACCCAGUUACCCGAAUCCUCCAGAUGGACAAAACAUUGGAAGUAUACGCUAUUCUCCUGUACCUAUGAACCAUUCCGACUUCCCUGGUACGCUGAGCUCCCACCCCGAAAGUCCCGUAAUGACAAUGAUCAAUCCAAACCACAUGUUUCCCGACAAUCCCCUGACUCCUAACUCCGGUCUGGGUCUGUCCGACAUCGAUCCGUCAUUUAGCACUGAAUCAGUAUCUAUCGUUCAGACGCUGGCCACAGACAAACAAGCCAACAAGGGUAACACGGCUGCUGGGGGUCAGGGCAACGAAUCCACCGCUCCUUCCGGUCGCAAGAAACAGAAAAAAGUUGACUCCAGACGCUGUCCACCUCUCCGUGUGUGCUGAUUGUCAAUGUUCCCAUGUUAUAUAUCGACGGUCUGGUUCACUCGCCAGAUAAAGGCCUCGAAGAAGUCGAACGGAUUUUUCCUACUUCAAGCCGGUCGACCGGUUGAUACACGCACGUGUUUUGUGAUUUUUAUUGUCCCUUGCACCACUGGGGCAUAAGAUGACGGUCGGUCAUUUUCCAGAUUUUGUUCUGAAUCCUCGCACCCUGUGUCGUCUAUGUGUGCAUUUUCCCGGGACUCCCCUUCGCACUGCACCCGCAAUCGGGUUUUUGUGCAACAACAACAGUACGGUUGUCUUUUUAACCGUGCUCAAUUUUCAACCUUCGAUGCUGUGAUCCACACCUGAACACCCAUCUGCCUCCCGAUUUUUGGUAGCAUGCCCGAUACAAGUUUACUUUAUG